Messenger RNA from Myotis daubentonii (Daubenton's bat), 2714 nucleotides. RefSeq names its product HEXIM P-TEFb complex subunit 2 (gene HEXIM2). Gene Ontology annotation, biological process: negative regulation of cyclin-dependent protein serine/threonine kinase activity; negative regulation of transcription by RNA polymerase II. Gene Ontology annotation, cellular component: cytoplasm; nucleoplasm; nucleus. Gene Ontology annotation, molecular function: 7SK snRNA binding; cyclin-dependent protein serine/threonine kinase inhibitor activity. The record is from RefSeq and is a predicted model, not a curated record. Lineage: Eukaryota; Metazoa; Chordata; Mammalia; Chiroptera; Vespertilionidae.
UUUAUUUCCAUAGUCCUGGCGACUCCUACGUUAUUUUGUGUCCCAACACCCAUGCCCCUUUGAUGUAAACUUUCACGAAAGGUGGGAAAACACUUUUUUUGGAGUUUCCCCAAGUGGCUGGCGCCGUACGAGGCCAGGUGGUUCCGAGAAUGGGCGCCGGUCAGGACAAACCUCGAGGACAAGGGCGCCCCGACUUCCACGCACCGGGAUCCUGCAGGCGCCUGCACGCGCCCACCCCGCCGGGCCCGGGGGCUCGGUGCACGGGGCGGGGAACAGUGGGUGCGCCGGGCUCUCCGACCUCCGAGCCCCCAGGGCGCCGACUGCCACGCCAGAGGGACGCGCGGCCAGUGCCUCCACCGCCACCCUCCCCGGCGGCGCAGUCUUUGGAAUCUGGCGUCUUGGCCACUUCGCCCGUCGAAGUGGGGGCGGGGGUGGCCGCCAUACCCAGGCCGAAUGGGGCCGGGAACAGAACUUGACAGCGCUCGGCCGCAUGACCUGCGCCCCCGUGGGAGGACAGCAGAAGAGAGUCGCUUCACCCGGUCUCUCAACAACCUGGGGUCUCGGGAAACACGCGGUAAUGACCCAAGAACCCCGCCCUCCGGGAGAGGCGAGGCGGCGAGGCUGCCGGGACGGUUUGAGGACCAGGCCCGGCUGGGAAGACUCCAACCUUCACCUCCCAGGUCCCCGAUCCCACUUCCCGCUGUCUCCCGGCGUCGCCACUUCAGGCAGCCCACUGGGCCCGGUCUCGCCCCACGCCCGGACCGCCCCCCAGGGGGUGCUCUCACUGUGCAGCGAGUCCCUCCGCUGCCUCCUCCCAGCCCAAAAUGGCGGCGGCGGCCACCGAUCCUUCUCGUCGCCUUCCUCUAGGACCGGGGAUCCCUCCGCGCCCACAGCCCCUCCCCCCUCGGCCGGAUCUAUUUUCUGCCUAGUAAAGAUUAACGCCAUCAAUGAACUCUUUAAUUGAGCUCGGAGGGCGAACCCGAUUGUGCUUCCGCACGGCCAACGUCGACAUAAGCGGAAAUAUUGACAGACGAGCCGGCCAAUAAAAAGACAGAGGUGAGCGCGGGACGACUCCCGCGCAAGGCUAGAUGGGUUUUGGAGUUCGCGGGGUAGCUGUUGACGUGAGCUGUUGACGUGACAGGAUGUUGGGUCGCCUUCCAAGGCCAGAAGAACUACAAUCCCCAGCAGGCAUCGCGCUGUAAAGGCUGUUCCCUCCCCCCUUCCUCCCCGCCCCCCAACCAUAGCGCCUGAGCGUCUUGACCGGGGAGAGCUGCUACAACUGCAGCAAGAGGUAGGGCUGAGGCGCUGGACUUGCAGACGGGCGGUUGCACAAAAAGACAGCAGGUGUAGUCGGUGUGCAUAGCCCUUGCCCUUGACAACAAAUAGCAGGUGUCACUAGUUAAAGGCAUCUGCUGAGAGAUUUGGAACAGAAGAAGGUGGCCCCUCCGAACCAGACCAACUGCAAUACAGAGCGAUCAGCAGCCAUGGAGGAGGCCAAGGCCUCUGACUCUUCUAGGAGCCCAGAAACACCCCCUGAGCCUCAUGACCCUGCUGGUUCCCUGCCCCUGACACCCCGGAUGGAGAGCCACUCAGAGGAGGAAGAUCCUUCCGGGGCUGGCGGUGGUCUGGGCUGCAAUAGUAAGGGUGCCCGGACCCAGAACCCCAGGGGCUGCUCAGUGGAGGCGGUGCUGAGCCGCAAGAAGCACCGCCGGCGGCCCUCCAAGCGCAAGCGGCACUGGCGGCCCUACCUGGAGCUGAGCUGGGACGAGAAGCAACAGCGGGACGAGAAGCAGGGCCAGAGGGCCUCCCGGCUCCGAGAGGAGAUGUUCGCCAAGGGCCAAGCCGUGGCGCCCUACAACACCACCCAGUUCCUGAUGAACGACCGAAACCCUGAGGAGCCUGACCUGGAUGUGCCCCAGGGGGCCUCGCACCCGGGCUCCAGUGAAGAGAGUGAGGCAGAGGACAGUGGCCGGCCGGUCCAAGCUCCUGGCGAGUUCCAGCAGAGGGACUUCUCUGAGACCUAUGAGCGCUUCCACACGGAGAGCCUGCAGGGCCGCAGCAAGCAGGAGCUGGUGCAGGACUACCUGGAUCUGGAGCGCAGGCUGUCGCUGGCCGAGGAGGAGACCCGGAAGCUGCAGCAGCUGCAGGGGCGCACCAGCCGCCAGUCCUGUCGCCAGGUUGAGGAACUGGCUGCUGAGGUGGAGAGGCUCCGGACAGAGAACCAGCGGCUUCGGCAGGAGAAUGAGAUGUGGCAUCAAGAGGGGAGCCAGGCACCUCGGGGUGCCCCCUCACCAGUUUAGCCCAAGGAGACGGUUCCAUUUAAUGCACAUGUAGGCCAGCUGGGUCUCAAGGUGGCAGGUGGUGGAUGAAAAUCACUCCCAUCACCUUGUGCCGCCUGAGAACAGCUUGACUUCCACCUUGUCAUUUCCACAGUUUGUUCUUUGAUGGCAUUAUUAUUAUUAUUAUUAUUAUUAAUUUCAGAUAGGAAGGGAGAUGGAGAGAGAGAAACAUCAAUGAUGAGAAUCAUUGAUCGGCUGCCUCCUGCACACCCCCUACUGGGGGUCGAGCUCACAACCCGGCAUGUGCCCCUGACCAGAAUCGAAACUGGGACCAUUCAGACCCACAGGCCAAUGCUCUAUCCACUGAGCCAACUCGGCUAGGGUAAUGGCAUCUUAUUUUUCACGGAGAAAAUAAAUGGUUUUGGUGAAAUCAAA